UCAACCCUGCUCAUACCCGCUGUUUGUUAUCUUUUGGCAUCUGCAUCCUGCAUCUGCCGCAAUUUCAUAAUUGCAACUGCCCUGCUCAUUUAAUACGCAUUCAGAUGUCUUGGGUACAUCUGUGGUGUAUGGUCGCCCUUCUGCCUGCCAGUGUCUUAGCCCAGACAACCCCUAAGGACGAGCACUUCCAUGAGGAGCUCGUUGUGCGUCCCUUAUCCGGCGAUCAUGUAAACACGUACUUCCAGUUUACCACACGCUGGCACUACGGCCAGAAGGAGAACCUCUACCACACGCAGCUGACGCCCCGCGUCAUUGCCGAGCUGCUGCAGCAGUUCGAUGUAAAGGAGCUGCACAUCGGCCUCACGCAGGGCCUGUGGCGCUACGAGACUUGGGGCUAUCCCAUCGUUGAGGCAACCAGUGGGGCCGAGAUGUGGGCUUGGUUCAAGGGACCCAAUCUCACCGACCAGGCGGUGGACAAGCAGUGGGCCCAGCUUGCGAACGUCUUCUCCGGCGUCCUGUGUGCCUCGCUCAACUUUGUGGACAACACCAACAGCAUAUCGCCCAGGUAUCUGCUGCGGCCACAGUUCAUGCCCGCGAAUCGGGAGAAGUUUGUGCGCUACGCCUCGUUGCCGCGGGAGAUUGUCUGCACGGAGAAUCUGACGCCCUGGAAGAAGCUUCUGCCCUGCGGUAGUGCCUCGGGAUUCGCCUCGCUGCUCAACUCCGGCUAUGUGCACAACACCAAGUACCAUUCGCUGGGCCUGAAGGUGCGCACCCUGUGCCAGGACUACGACGAGGACAACUGCAUCCUGGAGCUGACGCAGACGGCGAAUCUCGUCUACGAUCUCCGCCUGCUCGAGCAGAGCGGCAACGAUUUCUCGCUGCGCCGCCUCUUCGGCAUGGGCCUCAACGGCUACUGCGAGCUGGCGACCACCAGCAAGAUCUAUGUGCAGCGCAACGAGCUGGGCGCCCGCUACCAGCUGGUGCCGCUCCCGCCCGCGGAGGUGAAGACGACGAGGGGCGGGUAUACAGUGCUCUAUGGGGUGUACGACAUGCAGGAGCAGUUCCAGGACCAGGGCGAGCGGCUGUUCAAUAUCGCCUGGCUGGCGCCCAAGGGCGAGGUGCGACGCAACCGUCUGAAGCCCGCCCCGCCGCCCAUCUACGUGCAUCGCUAUCUCCUGGGCCAGGGCCAGGAGCGGGGACGCAUCGUCACGGAGGUGACCAAUUCGCAUUACGCACCGCUGCCAAUCGUGGUGCAGGAGCUCAUACCGUGGUAUGUGCAUGCCUAUCUGCAUACCCUCAAUAUCCGUCGUCGGUCCAUGGGCCGACACGAAUACGGGCGCGAGAUGCUGCCUUUCAAGCUGCUCCAUUACGCUCCCGGUAAGCAGCGGGAGCUGCCCACCCACCUGGAGAUUGGGUUCCUGCUGCCCGGCCAGAGCUCGGCGCUGAUCACCAUCGAUGUGGACUACCUGGUGCUCAAGUGGCUCGAGUAUCCUCCCGAUGCCAAUCACGGCCACUACAUCAAUGCGGCCCUUGUCUCCAGUUCCCUGCCGAUGGGCACCAACUACUCGGCCUUGCCCCUGGAGGGCCAUCUCUUUGCCCAUUCGUUCAACGCUACCCGCCCAUCGUAUGUGCUGGGCCUGCACACCGAAGCCCUGAUCGUUUCGCUGCCCACGCCCGACUUCAGCAUGCCCUACAACGUCAUCUGUUUGGCCUGCACUGUGGUGGCUCUGGCCUUUGGCCCCAUCCACAGUGUGGCCACCAAGGUGAUUGUGGUGGUGCGCCCAACAUCAGCCGGACCUCGGAACUUCCUCAAGAGGCUCAAGGAAAAGCUGUUUAGUCGGGGGGGUCAGGAGUCGACACCAAUGGUGGGGGAAAGGGAAGGGGUCGUUCCCGAUGAUCCAUGCCCCCAUGAAAAGGCGGACGAUGACCACGAAGAGGAGAAGGAAGGGAAAGAAGAGGCAGCGGAAUCGCUGAUUGCAAAUCCAUUUGAAUCGCUGUCAAGCGCAGGAUGUUCGACUGUCUGGGAUCUAUGAUGGUCAGGAAGUACACCUUAAAUGGUUGGCCGCUUCCUUCAAAGUGCUUCACCGUAGGCCGCCGUCAAGCCUCGGAGGCCAUCUCGAAGCACCAAUCCAAGGCGGUGUCACAUCCUCCCGUUGAUGCAUUCCAUUGUCUAUUGUCUGGCUGGGAUGGGAUCCAAGCUGUAACAUGGCUUCUUGAAGCUAUAACCAAAAAAAAAAAUAAAUAAAGAGUCGACGUCGGCACUAAAAAGUUUC
Molecule: messenger RNA, 2273 nt
Organism: Drosophila miranda
Lineage: Eukaryota; Metazoa; Arthropoda; Insecta; Diptera; Drosophilidae
Gene: PIG-T
Product: GPI transamidase component PIG-T
Exons: 2
Coding region: 105-2033 (642 amino acids)
Biological process (GO): attachment of GPI anchor to protein
Cellular component (GO): GPI-anchor transamidase complex
Source: RefSeq, a predicted model, not a curated record